UCGCCGUCGUUUCUAUGUCUGCAAAUCACUCUGUCGCUUCAGGUCGUCUGGCAUAUUCUCGUCCUAAUAAUUCCUGCGAAUAUCCACUCUUUCAUCAUGUUGACCAAGUACGCAGCAACCGCACUGCUGGCCACAGCCGUGUAUGGCAAGCCUCUUCUCACCACCGAGGAAGGCCAACUCAUGCCACGUCAGGGUCCAGGCUCUUACUAUCCAAUUACUGGUGCAACUGGCGGUGUUUUCCCUCGUCUCGAGAUUCGUGAAUUGGAAAAGACUGGCGAGAUGUGGAACUUGUUCCUGUUAGCCAUGACGGAUUUCCAAGCGAUCGAUCAGAAAGUCAUUGACUCUUAUUAUCAAAUUGCUGGGAUCCACGGAAUGCCAUGGUAUCCAUGGGAUGGCGUUGAUGUUGCAGUGAGGCCGGCAAUGGGUUACUGUCCUCACAACCAGCUGCUUUUCGGAACAUGGCACAGGCCUUACCUGAUGCUGUUCGAGCAAAAACUGCAAAAGAUUGCCAAGGGCAUUGCCGACAAGUUUCCCAGUGCCACGAAGGCAAAAUACCAGGACGCUGCCAACAAGCUCCGUAUCCCUCAUUGGGAUUGGGCACUAGCGAUUGCUUCAAACCAGCCAGUUUAUCCUACUGCUGUUUCGAACGAGAAAAUCCGCGUGACUUUCCCUAAUGGCACCGCUGCCAACAUCGACAACCCACUCUUCAACUAUGAUUUCCAUCCUCUUAAUAACAGAGAGUUCAAUGGAACGGGUUGCCCAGAAGGGGCAGGUGAACCUUCAGUGUGCCAAAAUUCUCCUCGUACCAUCCGUCCCGCCACUGCGGAUCUCAACGCGGCGUUCCGCAGUGCCCUCGACAGUCAGCGCAGUUCUUUGGCCAGAGUCCUCACGCUUGGAGAAAACUUCAACUCGAUCUCAACGACCGGUGGCUGCGGAUCGCAGAGAUAUGGAAGCAUCGAGGGCGUACACGGCCCCGUUCAUACCAUGCAUUUCCCUGGUCAUAUGGCACCUGCAGGCGCUACAGCUUUCGAUCCCGUUUUCUGGCUACACCACGCCACUGUCGAUCGUCAGAUCGCCAUUUGGCAGAAGCUCAACCCGGACUCUUACAUGAACGCAUGCUUUGCUAUGAACCCUACUUGGACCAUUAACUGGGGUGACGAUCUUGACGAGAACUCUGCAUUGACUCCCUUCCACAAGAAUGCUGCUGGAGACUUCUUGACUUCGAAAGAUGUUCGCGACAUUGAAAAGCUUGGAUACACUUACCCGGAGUUGAUCAACACCUCCCAAGCCCAGCUGCGCACCACCAUCAAGAAUCUGUAUGGUGAAGUCCCCGUCGAAUCUUUCGCAGCUAAGUCGGCAUCGGGCGCGGCCUCGUCCUACACGAAGUAUUUGGCCGAGAUUCAGCUUCCCACAUACGGACUUGAUGACGGCGAAGGUGGAUCCCUGGCCUACAACGUACUGGUUUUCCUCGGAGAUGUCAGCAGCGAUUCCAAAUCAUGGGCCACUUCCCCUAGUCUGGCGGGUUUGGCAUCGACCCUGGGUGGUGUGAAGAACAAGAACGACCAGAUCGUCCCCUUCCUUGUCGACUUGACCUCUGCUUUGGCCAAGGCCGUUGAGAGUGGAGCGACCACAUCAGAGGGCGCUUUGGAGUACUUGAAGAAGAACGUCAGCUAUCGCAUUGAAAUUGGUGGCCGAGCAAUUGCGAAAGAGCAACUCAAAGCUUUGGAGGUGGAGCUGAUUAGCACUGAGGUUGAAGUUGCAGCGUCUGAAGAUGAAUUCGACAAGUGGGUCGGUGAGUUUGCGAAGCAUGGUGCUAUAGACGGCUAAAUAUUCCUCCGUCACCACAGUUGGAUUUAGGAUCAUCUGUGUUGCCUGGAAUAGAGCAAGUAAUAGUUUGCAACUUGGCUUUUUGCUCUGUUUUGUAUUUCGCUGAGU
Molecule: messenger RNA, 1935 nt
Organism: Periconia digitata
Lineage: Eukaryota; Fungi; Ascomycota; Dothideomycetes; Pleosporales; Periconiaceae
Source: the annotation of a GenBank genome assembly